AUGGCAUUUGGCGCCGUCAUUCUGGAGCAGAUCUCCUGUUUGAAGCUGACUCGCCGCCCCAUCGAUUUUCCUCUUUCAAAAGAUCCCUUGUCAGGUGGAUUCAGCAGUCGCCACAGAUUUUGCGAAAUGCCAAGCCGGCGCGAUCAAGCAAGAAAGAGCGAUUCACGCAAAAGUGGAAAAAGUGAACAGGAUCAACAGGACCAGGAAGAACAACCUCAAAAAUCGCAGAAAGGAAAACAAAAGCAUCAGCAGCAACAACAAGAAAAUGAUAGAGAGAGAGCAGAUGACCAAGAGGACGACCCGUGUGGAAGACGGGCGAACUCUCAGGAGCAGCGGCAGCAGCAGCAACAGCAGGGUAGUGGUCAGCAACAGCAAUGUCAAGGCCAACAGUGUGCUCGAAAAUCGUGUCAACAACAGCAAGCUCCUAAUGAGCUCAAUGAUUGCGUCAAAUGCGGCCAGGAGACCACUGAGGGUCAGGCUAUAAACUUCAAUGGUCGUAAAUGGCAUCCUGAAUGCUUCACCUGUAAUGGCUGUUGCAUGGUGCUUUCAAAGGUGUCCUUCUUUCUGGAUGGUGAAAGAAUCUUCUGCUCAAGUUGCUGGGCGAGAAAUGUCAAGAGUAAUUGUUCUCGGUGCGAUGAUGAAAUCACCGGUGAUGCUCCGGUGGUCAACUUCGGUAUUCGACGCUUCCAUAAGUCCUGCUUUAUCUGCUCGAGGUGUCGGUGUGAUUUGGCCGGCCUACAAUUCUGUAUCAAGGGCAACGAAUUCACCUGCCAGCAAUGCAUGUAA
Echinococcus granulosus is the source of this 786-nucleotide messenger RNA. Its product is annotated as PDZ and LIM domain protein. Gene Ontology annotation, molecular function: transcription coregulator activity. The coding region runs from base 1 to 786 and encodes 261 amino acids. Gene Ontology annotation, cellular component: nucleus; Z disc. NCBI's taxonomy places the organism in Eukaryota, Metazoa, Platyhelminthes, Cestoda, Cyclophyllidea, Taeniidae. The record is from RefSeq and is a predicted model, not a curated record. The transcript has 3 exons.